AUGCCGGUGCAUCCCGCUGUUCAGUCGCUGUGUGAACAGCCCAUCGACACGAUUGGACUGACAGCUGUCUCUGCAGUUGCCUCCGCCCUCGGAGAUGUGUCGACCGCCACAGAUCUUAUCCAGCGACCUGAGCAGGAGAAGGCGCUGCAGGAUCUCCUGAAGAAGUGCAUGUCGAUCUUGAACAAUGACGGCAAAAACUUUGCGCUUCGACUGGCGUGCCUGGAGUGUCUGUACGUACUCUCUCAACCCCCCAUCCCGGCAUUUCGGACGGGGCUGCUGUGCAACGCACUGAGCAGCGUGAACAGCAGCGUGGAGGAGAUGCUGGCACGGACGGGAUCAAGCGGGGCUGAGAGCCCCUCCUCGGCUCGUGAAAUGUUCACGGUGCUGGUCUUUCGCUUCACCAACUACGACACAAAGGUAGCUCGGCUGCUGCUGCAGCACAUGUGCGAUGGCGACGUCGGCACGAUGAUGCAGACGCUCCUCCAUGUCAUGGUGCAGCAUUGUGAGACAUGCGAGUGGCCACUGCUGCAGGCGGCGUUGCAGUCUCUCUACGAGCUGACGGUGCCGACUACCUACUACACCACCGGCGAGGACGGCGCCGCCGUGCCGAGUCGCGACUUUGGCGCGAGAGCGGCCGGUAGUUCGCUGCAGAGCUUCACGGUGGAGAGCUUCCAGGACAGGAUUGCUGUGUUGUUCACGGAGAUGCGCAACCACCGACUGCUGGAGAAGCUGCUGGGGUCGCUGCGCUUGUCGUGGCAUGAGUCCACCCACAACCGCAGCCCGCCGUCGCUUGCACAAGGAUACGCGGAGUCGGUCGCUCUUGGAGCCCUUGGCCGCCCUGACGUGGCGCACACCGUCACCAGCGCCAGCGCGGAGCAGCAGAUGGAGUUGCUCAACUGGCUCUCCGCCUUUACGCUGCUAUGCCGGGCACUGGACAACAUGGCCGAGUUCUGCCGGGACGCGAAGCUCUCACGGGAGAUGCGGGCCCGGCUGCUGAGCGACCCCAACUGCCAUGACUGGCUUGCGUCCGCGGCCGUGCCGGCUGUCGUUGCAGCUAUACAGGUGUGGAUGUCCUACAACGGCGCCAGCGCCACGCCCGCAACGAUCCGCGACGGCAGCGCAGGCCCCUUCGCGACGGCCAAGGUCAAACUCAGCUUGCUGACGGCAGCCGUCACGCUCCUGCGCCUGCUGCGAUUUGCCCUAUACAAGCCAGCUGUGGGCCUCACCGCAGCGCUGCUCUCCUCGAUGGCGUGCCUCGCAGCGCAAGUGCAGCGCGGGGAGCCACAUCUGCGUCUGCAGUACGGCGGCUUGCAGGUAAUGCUCUUGACGGUCGAGUGCCUCGUGAACAUGAACGCGGUGGCGGUGACCAGCCCCGUGAACCUCUCAGAGUCGUACCGUGGGCUGCUGCGCACCAUUGCAGCGGACAAGACUCGCUGUACCUUAUCGAACUGCUCCAGGGACGCAAGCAGCGGCCACGGGGCGGCCGCGGAGCCGCAGCCGGAUGCACUGAUGUCAGUCGCUGGAUGGUUCAUCCUGUGCGUGCGCGAGGAGGAGUCCCCGUUCUGUGUGAUGGACAGCGGCAAUGCAUCCGUGGCGCUGCUGCACGAGUGCUUCGCGUCAGAGGAGGCCAUGCUGCAGGACGCGGCAGACCGCGUUGCUGACCUUGUUGCGCUCGAGUCGCAGCUGGCGAUGAUGCAGAACCUCUUGCUUUUCAUGACACUGACAGAGCUGCUGAGUGGACUACCCGAUGGCGGGCUGGAGCGGUUGACGCAAGCUGGUCCGCGCAGGCGCAACGACGCGACAGACGCGCAACAGAUGCCACCGAACAGCAGCGGCAGCUCGUCAAAGAGGUGCAAGCCUUCCAAGAAGAAAGGAUCACACCACCCCGCGGCGUACGUGUGCGACUUGACGGGAAAGCUGAUGCGCGAACCGGUGGUGCUCAAGGGAGGGCACCGAUUCGAGUUCGACGCACUGCAGAACGUCAUCCUUCAGGUCGGGCACGUCGACCCCAUCUCUGGAGAGUCUAUCGACGAAGACGUCGAGGUGAACAUCCCACUGCAGCAGGAGAUUGCGGCCUAUCGUGUCAAGCGCGCAUCCGAAAAGGGAGGCGGUUGA
Leishmania mexicana MHOM/GT/2001/U1103 is the source of this 2115-nucleotide messenger RNA. RefSeq lists its product as hypothetical. The coding region runs from base 1 to 2115 and encodes 704 amino acids. The transcript has a single exon. The record is from RefSeq and is a predicted model, not a curated record. NCBI's taxonomy places the organism in Eukaryota, Euglenozoa, Kinetoplastea, Trypanosomatida, Trypanosomatidae. Gene Ontology annotation, biological process: protein ubiquitination. Gene Ontology annotation, molecular function: ubiquitin-protein transferase activity.